Molecule: messenger RNA, 2015 nt
Organism: Erigeron canadensis
Lineage: Eukaryota; Viridiplantae; Streptophyta; Magnoliopsida; Asterales; Asteraceae
Exons: 2
Coding region: 214-1776 (520 amino acids)
Source: RefSeq, a predicted model, not a curated record
UCAUUCAUUAAAUUCUCUUCUUGUAAAAAGAUUUUCAUUUUCAUGUGCAUCUCGUCUCUUUCCUCACUCACUCUGUGUCUGUCUGUCUUAGACACAUUCAACUGUGUCUGCCAUACAUUCCCCUGUAUGUAUAAUAAUACUUAUAUAUAAUAAUAAUUAUAAACAAUUCACAACAACAAUAACAAAGUUAAUUAUAAUCAAAAGCAAAAAAUAAUGGGUGUUUUAGGGGAGACAUGGUGUUUUUGUAGUGGCGGAAUUAAGUCAGAAAAAACAAAAGCGUCAAUAUAUUCCGGCAAAGGUUCCGCCAUGGCCGUGAUUUCUGACGGCGGCACUGGGAUUCUGAUUCACCGGAAUCUUUUACUUACAACACACGCUAUUCUUCCUUCUGUUGCUUCAGCUGAAGCUGCCGAGAUCCGCCUUCAAAAUGGUGUCGGUGCUUCUCUUCUUCCUCACAGGUUUUUCAUAACUAGCUCUGUUCUUGAUCUAACAAUAGUGGGUCUUGACUCCCUGGAUGGAGACUCAAAUGUCCCGAUUCAGCACUUGAAAACCUGUUCUAAACCGAGUCUGAACCUGGGUAGUAUUGUAUACAUUCUAGGCUAUACUGAGAAAGGUGAGCUUACAGUUGGUGAAGGGAAGGUGGUUAUAGCCACUGACAAUCUUAUAAAGGUCUGCACCGAUGGUGUAACAUGGAGCCCUGGAUCUGCGGGGUUUGAUGCACAUGGUAACCUUUCGUUCAUGGUUUGUGAUCCUAUGAAGUUAGCCACAUCUCCAAACACAAAAUCCACCUCAACAUUGUCAUCUUCUACAUCCUCUUGGAAGAAAGACCUACCGAUGCAAUUUGGCAUCCCGAUUCCCGUUAUCUGUGAUUGGUUAAACCAGAAUUGGGAGGGGAGCCUCGAUGAUUUGGUCAACAAACCAAAACUACCCCUAAUCAGAUUAAUGUCAACGGGCCAAAAAAGUGAACAUUCGUGCACUUCUUUCACUAUGAGACAAGUUUUCAAAAUUACCGAACCUGAAAAUGAUCAAACAGCUCUGUCGUCAGCAAAUGUGACCCCAAAUUCUAAAGACCUACCGGGGCCAGAUUCUUCCUCAGUCACAAAUAGUUGUAAAGCUGAAACACCAGCCCGUGAUCAAGCUGCUCAUGUACAGGGAAUUCCAACACCUGAGAUAUACGAAUCACCAAAAUUGACAUCUGUUCCCUUCAACAAAAACCAAAACUCCCAAUUUCAGCUCUUAGACAUCAAUUUCCCUCCCAAGAUCGCAAAACCAACUGUGCCCAUUCAGCUUGUAAAAAAACUUUCAAAUCCUAUAAUGGAAGCUGAGGUUGCCUCUACUGGGUCGGUGAAUGGGGCAGUGAGUGAGGUCCAAUCAUGUUCGUCCCCGAGCCAGGUCUCGGAGGGGCAAAAUGGGUAUAUCAGUGAAGGAGAGACAACCAUGUAUUCGGCAGAAACAGCCGAGAGCCGUAACUACCCCAGUCCUAAAGGAGGACGGUUUAGUCAGCAGCAAGUUGGGAGGAGUCAGAGCUGUGUGAAUUACAACAGAUGGGGCCCGAUCCAGGCUAGCUCAGUGGCCCGUGGCCGUUCACUUGAAAAGCAAAGAAGCUAUAUGCAGGCUAGAAAGGUAUAUUCACAAGGUGCAACCUCUCAGAGGAGUAAUGAAUAUUAUAGCCCUACCGUGUCAUCGAUCAUGAAGAAACGAAACAAUUUGGAACAACAGUGGCCUAAUAGGCCUCGUCGGCCAACUGCUGUUCAGUCCUCACCAAAAUGGGCUUUUUGACAUUCUAUUUCGAGGUAAUAAAACCGUUGUAUAUCUUGAUCUUAUUUUAUUCUGGGAUAAAAUAUCUCUAUUCCUAAAUGUGCAGUUUGAGUUAAAGAUAUAAUAAGUUAUAUUUUUCGGGAUCAAAACUACUUACAGUACCCCCCAAAAAGUGGGAUAUGUUGUUGUAUUUCUUCUACCUGUCAAAUUAACUGUAAAUUUUUUCUGUGACUAAUUUGGAAGCUAGAAUAAUAUCUUUA